CGGCCGCCUUACCUGUCUACCUGUACGCGCUCGUGCACAUAUACGCGUCACCGGACCGGAGUCUUCCCCAUGCAUGGCAGCCCAUGGGCUCGGGGAGGACGCUCAAGUUUGCCCUGUGCGAGGUGCUGCAGUUCGCAGGCCUGUGCGUGCCGCUCUUCAUCGUCAUGCAGAGGUUCGCCGUCAUCGUAGCAAAGGUCAAAACGUCCGCGCAGCCGCCCCGAGACGGCAGCACGGCCUACUGGCUGAUCGUGGCCUCCUCCAUCGCCUACGUCACCUCCACCGCCCUGCUGGUCUGGGUACCCAUGAAGUACAUGGUCUUCGUCAAGAAGAAGUUUCUCAUCGGGAGGAAGAAGUGGAGGCCUGUGGCCCUCGUUUAUGUGAUCCUGUCCACAUUACCCUGUUUUGCCUUUCUCAUCGCCAGCUCUGAGGUUCAGAUAAAUAAUAACAUGACAUAUGAUACGUUCACGGAGCUCCCUGUGUCACUAGUCCUCUUCUCCCUCAUCUGUAUUGACGUUGUGGAGAGGAUACGCCACUGCAGACUGACAGGCCAUGCUAAUGACACGGAGAGAGAUGCCGACAUCCCCUCGACUGUCCUCACACAUGUGGAACAGGUAACCCCAGUAUCGCCUAUCACCCCAGCCGGGCCGGGGCCAGCUGUGCCCGGGCAGGCUGGGCAAAAUCCCAUGCAACCGGGAUCAGGCCAGCGCAAUGACAGGAACCAGAACGGACCAGGGGCCCGAUCGGAAGCCAACGGGACCCUUCCAGGGAUACAAGGUAACCCCGGGAGACCGUUUAGCAUCUCUGGAUUGAGCUCACGAUCUGCAAGUACCUCACCGUACCAUAUUUCUCCGUACGAAUACACGGGUCCACUGAGAUUCCUGUGUGCCAGCGACGCUCGUGCGGAUGUGUUCGUGGACAGCUUUAUGUUCUGGAUGGAUACCGUGGAGAUGGUGAGGGUGGCGGGGCAUCCCCUUGUCUAUUACUCAGGCUGGGUGUUCCCCAUCUACAUCUUCAGCUACCUGUCCUGCCUGCGGGUCGUGGUCAUGCCCCACAGCCCGCUGCUCCCCUCACUAGGAGUGGCCCUGCAGGACUUUCCGUUCUUCUUUGUGCGCGUCGGCCUCAUCGCCUUCUUUGGCUUCGUCACGCCCAUUCUCUAUCUGAUGAAGAACCUGCUGGUCUGCCUGGCGUUUGUUUAUUUCAACUUCAUGACCAAACUGAGGGUCUUCAACACAGAGAGGAUGUUCUUUUGAGACUUCAAGAAAGACAUAUACUAGCAACAGGCAGAAUCAGGAAUUGAAGAGGUGGUUGCACUAACUCUUUAGUUCGAAUUGGCAACAAAGAGGAGACGGUUGGUCACAAUGCAUGAUGGUACUUUUCACGGGCCAAUAGGGUGCAAUGUUUUCCCAAAAAGGACCUUACAGUGUGUGUCACAUGACUGUGUUGCGUAUCAUUUAACUUAUGUUCAAACAUUACUCCUCUAAACCCCUCACCAUGCAUGGCACUUUGGAAAUGAACCUGUAUUGUCCUUUGAGAGUUUAUAGUUUUUUUUCUACCAUGAUAAAGUGCAGUGAAUGUGAAAAAAAAAAAUCCAUGUUGUUUACAUUGGGUUUUUCUUUGCCAAGUUAUAUCCAGAACGGAAAAACAUAGUGUGAGUUUGUAUCAUUGAUACAUAUAUUUUGCUAAGAUUAAUAAAGAAAAUCAUUUAAAUAGA
Messenger RNA from Trematomus bernacchii (emerald rockcod), 1711 nucleotides. Its product is annotated as transmembrane protein 236-like. The record is from RefSeq and is a predicted model, not a curated record. Lineage: Eukaryota; Metazoa; Chordata; Actinopteri; Perciformes; Nototheniidae. The transcript has 5 exons. Bases 84 to 1250 code for a protein of 388 amino acids.